AUGAGUGCUACAGAUGGUCUAACGAGAGGGAUGGACGUAUAUGAUACGGGAGCUCCACUAAGUGUUCCGGUCGGUGGAGCGACUCUCAAACGAUUUUUCAACGUGCUUGGCGAGCCUGUUGGUAAUUUAGGUCCUGUAGAUACUAGUACAACAUUUCCUAUUCAUAGAUCUGCGCCUGCCUUUAUACAGUUAGAUACAAAAUUAUCUACUUUUGAAACCGGAAUUAAAGUAGUAGAUUAUUUAGCCCCUUAUCGCCGUGGAGGAAAAAUCAGACUAUUCGGGGGAGCUGGCAUGGGUAAAACAGUACUCAUUAUGGAAUUGAUUAACAAUAUUGCCAAAGUUCACGGAGGCGAUCUGUAUUUUGGCGGAGUCGGUGAACGGAUUCGUGAAGGAAAUGAAAGAAUCUGGAGUAACUAA
Lactuca virosa is the source of this 417-nucleotide messenger RNA. Lineage: Eukaryota; Viridiplantae; Streptophyta; Magnoliopsida; Asterales; Asteraceae. The record is from the annotation of a GenBank genome assembly.